This is a messenger RNA of Danio rerio (zebrafish), 2367 nucleotides long. It is a transcript of the gene s100u, whose product is annotated as S100 calcium binding protein U. The record is from RefSeq and is marked provisional. Gene Ontology annotation, molecular function: calcium ion binding. NCBI's taxonomy places the organism in Eukaryota, Metazoa, Chordata, Actinopteri, Cypriniformes, Danionidae.
GAAGAGCUUCGGCUUUGGUUCGGGUUUGACAAGUUUUUUUUCUCUUUUUUUUUUUUUUUUGAGGUAAGGGAAGAGAAGGGAAAGGGAAAAAAGGCUUUACAGCAGCUACUGCGAACUGUCAAUCCGUGCUGUCCCCAUUUUAGGAGCUAAGUCUACUAUGGAGUCAGCAAUUAAGACCGUUGUGGGGGUAUUCCUGAAGUCCUCAAAAGGCAAGGAGAACCUCGGAGGAAAGGAGUUCCAGAGUCUGGUGAAAAGCCAGCUGAAGAACAUUCUGACGGGCUCAGAGGACAACGAGGCAGUAAAAAACAUGCGUGAGCAGCUCGACAACAACCAGGAUGGCAAGGUCAGUUUCCAGGAAUACAUGAGUCUAGUGGGUUAUCUGGCGCAGGCGGUCAGCGAACAGCGCUGUCUGGAGGCAGAAACACCAGAGGAGACUCCGGUACAGGAGAGUCAGGCCCAAGCCGCAGCAAACGUCCAGGCGCAACCACAACAAGCAGAACCAAAGGCGGAAACAGACAAGAAGAAGGAAGAAGAGAAGCCGGCGGCGGAGGAGAAGAAGCCCAAGGAAGAGACAAACAAAAAGGUGGAGCAGGAAGGAGCUAAAGCUGAAGAGAAAAAAGCCGAAGAGAAAAAAGCUGAAGCGAAUCAAGUCCUAGAGAAUAAAGCUGAAGAGAAAAAGGUUGAAGCGAAUCAAGCCGUAGAGAAUAAAGCCGAAGAGAAAAAGGUUGAAGUGAAUCAAGCCGUAGAGAAAAAGGUUGAAGCGAAUCAAGCCGUAGAGAAAAAGGUUGAAGCGAAUCAAGCUGUAGAGAAAAGGGUUGAAGAGAAAAAAGCUGAAGAGAAUAAAGCUGAAGAAAAGAACAUAAAAGAGGAAGCGUCGUAGGAGCUGGAGGAAGUCGCAUCUUUAAUGCUUCCAUGUUUGUUUUGUCUGUCGUUUUUUUAUUAUUGUGGUAUUUUAAUAAUUACAUACGAGAACCUAGCCGAUACACUACACAUUUUAACAGUCCAAAGAGGUAAAGUCACCUUAAUACAGGUUUUUGGCUAUCGCUAGGACAUGUUUUUGAAACAUUUAGGUUGUGGCGGGCGAUGGGAGAUCGCUGAUGAAAGUGAAGAGCGGGGGGCGGGGGGCGGGGGGCGGGGGAUUGGACAUUGAACAUUUUUUACACAGAGCUCAUUUUGGACAUUUUUUACACAGAAUUUUACUGAUAGGAACAAAUCAUAUUGCCGUCAUAGUGCCCUGUAUCAUUCAUUUUACAUUUUACCGGCAGUCAAACAUACGUUUAAAUAGGUUUUCACAAAAAUUUAUGUUGAAGCACAUAUUUCCAAACCUUAACAAUUUUUAAUUUAUGUCUUGCGGUUCAGAAUUGUUAUAAAAAACACAAGUUGUGCUUUCAUAACACUAAAGUUUGUCGCCCAACAAAAACACAUUAAGCAAUGAACUAAAUACACUAACAACAGUUAGCACUCUCAUACAAUGUUUUCAUAUGUAUUUUUUUCCCCAAAACAAGAAUGAUAUCUCUGUAAUGUAACAUGAGUACACUUUUCUUUGUAAAUUCUCCUUUUUUGUGUGCGACAACUAUAAUCAAAUCGACUAAAUGCUGUUUACAGUGUAAGCUACAUCAAAUUGUUUUGCUAGUGUUUUGUUACUUAGAUUUUAAAUCCGUUUUUUUUUUUUGAUGGUAUUUUUGUGGAAAUGUAUCAAAUUGCAGUCUAAUUGACUUUGGUGUUGUUAGUUUUGAUCGUCUAAACACUAUUAAAUGAUCUACAUUUUAAAAUUUUUCACAGUUUCAAAAAAGCAACCGAGUAUUUAAAAGCAGGCCCUAGCGAUUGUUAAAAAACACCACUAAUUUUUGUUUGUAUGCACAUGAGUUCAUGCCUGUGAUUAAUUUUGUAAUAAUAUAGUGUGUGAUAGAAGUUGUCGACAGCCGCAAAUGUGACCAAUGGCCAAAGGGGUGCAAUAAUAAAUAAAUGUCCUUUUUUUAUUUGAGCCAGAUUUGUUGUAAAAGGGUACUGCAACCACUGUUUCCCCUCGCUAAAAUGUCCCGAAAACAUCCGCGAAUGAAGAUCAGACGUCGUGUUUAUAGCGUAAAUGUUGAAAAAAACUAUGUUUACUUUAGUUUGUGCCACCUUCGACUCCGGUGCUAGUCGUAAAUGUGUUUUCCAGUGUUGCAGAAGCAUUUAUUUUAUUUUUUUACCUUGCUUUUGUUCGCUGAAAUGCCUUCCUGCAGGAGUUUAUCUAAUUGCAUCACCAUUUUAAGAUGUGGGACUUGCGUUUGUGGCGCACAUGGGAACACUAUAUGCAGUCCUCAUACUUUGUUGUUCACAUUUCUGGGCCUUGUUUGCAUGAGAAUAAACAAAUUUGCUUUUGAA